AUGAUGGAAACAAAGACAGAAGGCGACAGCGACAACAAGGUCGGAGGCCAUGUUGCAUCAUCAUCUCAUCCGGAAUCUAUCGAAGCUACGGAAACUGCGGAACUCUCGACCAAGCGCGGCCUCUCUGCCCGACAUGCACAAUUCAUCGCUCUUGGUGGAACCAUCGGCACCGGCCUCUUCGUCGGUUCCGGCAGCACACUCGCCCGCGGCGGACCGGCCUUCCUCGUUGGCAGUUAUGUCGUUAUGUCGGCCCUGAUCUACAUGGUCUUGACUGCAGUCAUUGAGAUCUCGACGUACCUUCCGCUGCCUGGCGGCACCAUGAACUACUACGGCAGCCGCUAUGUCUCGCGAAGUCUCGGAUUUAUGAUGGGAUGGCUCUACUUCUACUCUUUUGCCAUCUUCGUCCCCUUCGAGCUUACGGCAUCAGCCUUGGUCAUUGAGUACUGGAAUCCUAAUGUCAACAACGCCGUCUGGAUCACGAUCAUGUUGGUAAUGGUUGUCGGCCUCAACCUUCUACCUGUGAAGUUCUACGGUGAAACAGAGUUUUGGUUCGCUGGACUGAAAGUCCUGACCAUUGUUGGUCUGUUGAUCCUCUCAAUCGUCCUAUUCUUCGGCGGCGGUCCAUCCCACGAGCGACUUUAUUUCCGGUACUGGAAGGAUCCCGGCGCUACUAAAGAGCUGAUCGUUCAAGGAGACGCCGGCAGAUUUGUGGCCGCCCUGUCAACUCUCCUCAGCAGCGUGCUUCCAUUUACGUUUUCACCCGAAAUGGUUGUGGUCACUGCCGGAGAAGUUCAGUCUCCUCGCAGAAACCUGCCAAAAAUCGCCCGCAACUUCUUCUGGCGAUUGAUUGUCUUUUACAUUGGCGGUACCAUUGCCAUCUCGGUCAUCUGCCCGUCCAACGCACCGGCUCUUACUAGCGGAAGCUCUGGAGCCGCGGCUUCUCCCUGGGUUGUGGGAAUCAAGAACGCGGGAAUCAAGGGGCUCGAUAGCGUAAUCAACGCCGUUGUGGUUACGGCCGCCUGGUCCGCCGGCAACUCGUUCCUCUAUCUGGCAAGCCGAUCUCUGUACUCGAUGGCCUGUGAAGGCAGCGCCCCGCGAAUCUUCAAGCGGUGCACCAAGCAAGGAGUUCCCAUCUACGCCGUCAUAGCCAGCUCGCUAUUCUCGCUUUUGGCUUACAUGAACGUCAACUCCAACGCAGCAGACGUUUUCAACUGGCUGCUGAACCUCGUCAACACUGGAGGCUUCAUCUCCUGGGUCUGCUGCGGAAUCAUCUACAUCCGCUUCCGAAAGGCCUGCGACGUUCAGAAUUUGCCGAAAUCAGCUCUUGUCGCACGAUCCUUUUUGCAGCCUGUUGGGUCAUACAUCUCGCUGGUGAUGUUCGGACUUCUGUGUCUUCUUAACGGUUUUACUGUCUUCUUCCCAUCUCGCUGGUCCGUGGCAGACUUUCUCUCCGCGUACAUCGGACUACCUUUGUUUAUCGUUAUCUACUUUGUCCAUCGAUUUCUACAUCGCGCUGAUUCCUGGGCCAUCUCCUCUCAUGAGGUGGACCUCAAGACCGGACUCGCAGAGUUGGAGGCAGAGGAGUCAUUGGAGGAGCCUAAAGAAGGGUUGCGAGCGCGGUUCAAGCGCCACGUAGCCUCGCUACUCAACUGGACCGCCAUGAUGCAACAAGCCAAAGUCCUCAUAGUGGGCUGCGGUUCUGUAGGAACCAUGUGUGCGUUUGCUCUUCAGAAGUCCGGAGACGCCGAGGUCACUGCUAUUCUCCGGUCCAAUUAUGAUCUAGUCCAGACCCAAGGCUAUCACAUUCAGAGCAUUGACCAUGGGGAAAUUGCUGGCUGGAAACCCCAUCACAUGGAAAGAUAUCUAGAAGACGCAUUACAGCAUGGCCCUUUCGACUUUGUCUUGGUUGCCAUGAAAAACUUGCCUGAUGUGUACUCGAUCCCAGAUAUCAUUGGUCCCGCGAUUACACCCCAGACGUCAAUCGUGCUCGUUCAGAACGGCAUUGAUAUCGAGCCACCAUUACUCGAAGCCUUUCCGAACAACAUCUUACUCUCAGGCGUCCCGCUGAUAGGGUGCGAACUCAACGGACGCGAGAUGUUGCAUAAUGACCCAGAUAUUCUUCAGCUUGCGUACUGGCCAAAUCCAAAGUUUACACCUGAGAACCAGAGCACCACGUGCGCCGCAUUUGCUCGGAUUUACAACAAUGGUGGUGCCAAAUGCAACAUCCAGGCGGAUAUCUCUUGGUUCCGAUGGCGAAAGCUCAUCUGGAACGCUUCUUUCAACACUGUCUGUGCCAUAACGAAUUUGGACUCGGGCGCCAUUCAGGAUGCUGGUGGUCUGGACACCCUGAUCCGCCCAGCCAUGAGAGAUGUUGUGGCAGUUGCCCGAGCAGCGGGGCAUAUCUUCUCCGAUGAGAUCUUGGAUGACAUGGUUGCAUUCACGCCCAAAGAAGCCCGUUUGAAGCCAAGUAUGCAGGUUGACGCGGUGAGGCAGAAGCCAAUGGAGAUCGAGGUGAUCUUGGGAAAUCCUAUCAAAACCGCGAAGAAACUUGGCGUGCUGAUUCCAACUUUGGAAUUUCUCUACGGCCUUUUGCAAACCAAGCAGUGGAGUUUCUUGAAUUUGGAGAAGUGA
This is a messenger RNA of Colletotrichum abscissum, 2631 nucleotides long. RefSeq names its product amino acid permease. The transcript is spliced from 3 exons. Bases 1 to 2631 code for a protein of 876 amino acids. Gene Ontology annotation, biological process: pantothenate biosynthetic process; amino acid transmembrane transport. Gene Ontology annotation, molecular function: 2-dehydropantoate 2-reductase activity; amino acid transmembrane transporter activity. The record is from RefSeq and is a predicted model, not a curated record. Lineage: Eukaryota; Fungi; Ascomycota; Sordariomycetes; Glomerellales; Glomerellaceae. Gene Ontology annotation, cellular component: membrane.